AUGGCGGAGAUGCUGCCAACUGCCGCUCUGCUGGUCCUGGCAGCGUCUGUAGUCGCCAGAGAUAACAGCACGUGUGACGGCCCCUGCGGGCUGCGGAACCGGGAAGGGACCAUGCGCGUCGUGGGCGGCCAGGCUGCCGUGCACGGGUCCUGGCCCUGGAUGGUCAGCCUGCAGGUCUUCAGCUACCACGACAGCCGGCGGUACCAUGCCUGCGGGGGCUCCUUGCUGAACGCCCAGUGGGUGCUCACCGCCGCCCACUGCUUCAGGCUCAAGAAGAAAGCCCAGGACUGGAGGCUGGUUUUCGGGGCGAGGGAAAUCGAGUACGGCAGCAACCAGCCGGUGAAGCCGCCCCUCCAGGAGAGGUUUGUUGAGAAAAUCGUCCUCCACGAGAGCUACUCGCCCGUCUUGGAGGCCAACGACAUCGCGCUCGUGAAGAUCACCCCUCCCGUCGUCUGCAGCUCCUUCAUCGGGCCCGGCUGCCUGCCCCAGUUCUCGGCAGGCCCGCCCCGCGUGUCCCAGUCCUGCUGGGUGACCGGCUGGGGGUUCCUGAGGGAGAACGCCCAAAAGAUGUCGCCCGUGCUGCAGGAGGCCCUUGUGAGUAUCCUCGACCUCGGCCUGUGCAACUCGACCCUGUGGUACCGAGGCCGCAUGCGCUCCACCAACGUGUGUGCAGGGCAGCCCGAGGGCUACGUGGACACCUGCCAGGGGGACAGUGGCGGGCCUCUCAUGUGCAGAAGAAGGGCAGAGGACCCCUACGUGAUCGCCGGAAUCACGAGCUGGGGGGUGGGCUGUGCCCGAGCGAAGCGCCCUGGGAUCUACACCAGCACCUGGCCCUACCUGAGCUGGAUCGCUUCCAAGAUCGGUUCCAAGGCCUUGGAGAGGCUUCAGCCGAGCACCCCUCCCCCUCCCAGCGCCGCCACAGGCCCCGGCUCAGCCUCCUCCUCCCCCCGCCCUUCUGCCCGCCCUCCUUGGUACUUCCAAUACCCUUCCCAACAGCCUCCCUUUCGACCAGCUGCAUCCCAACCCACACCCCGGCCCCCCCUGCAGGUCCCCUCCCUGCAGCCUCCUCCACGCCCACCCCCGCCACCCCCACCUCCCCCACCUCCCCCACCCCCGCCUCCCACCAAACCUUCCGAAGCCCCUUCUUUUGCCAAACGACUGCAGCAGCUCAUAGAGACCCUGAAGGGGAAGACCCUUUCCAGCGGGAGAAGCAGUGAUGACGCGGAGGUCGCAGGCUUCCCAGAGCUGGUCUCGCUGUCCACAGACCCAGGGAGCCUGUCACGCCUGAAAGGGAAAGAGAAAGAUGAAAUGAAUAAAUAA
Messenger RNA from Phyllostomus hastatus (greater spear-nosed bat), 1320 nucleotides. It is a transcript of the gene ACR, whose product is annotated as acrosin. The transcript is spliced from 5 exons. Gene Ontology annotation, molecular function: serine-type endopeptidase activity. Gene Ontology annotation, biological process: acrosome reaction; proteolysis. The record is from RefSeq and is a predicted model, not a curated record. Bases 1 to 1320 code for a protein of 439 amino acids. NCBI's taxonomy places the organism in Eukaryota, Metazoa, Chordata, Mammalia, Chiroptera, Phyllostomidae.